This is a messenger RNA of Ustilaginoidea virens, 786 nucleotides long. RefSeq lists its product as uncharacterized. The record is from RefSeq and is a predicted model, not a curated record. The transcript has 2 exons. Bases 1 to 786 code for a protein of 261 amino acids. Lineage: Eukaryota; Fungi; Ascomycota; Sordariomycetes; Hypocreales; Clavicipitaceae.
AUGGGCCGCUACGAGCUCGAAUACCCCAAGGAUGCAACAAACACCGUAAAGCGACUCCAUGAACGAGGCUCCUACGCGCUCCGCAAAAUCCACGGCCUCAUCAACUCCAGCCAGAUUAUCCACGUAUCCUUCAACGUCCCGGAUUCUCCCUUCCCCGCCACCCUCCCCAUGAUCGGGCAGAUGGGAUCCUUUGAGCGCCCCUCGGCCGACCUGGGCGACCCCCUGGACCUCUACCUCCACGGCUACGUUUCCUCGCGCCUCUUCAACCUCGGCCGCGCCGCGGGCCAGCAGGGCCUCCCGGUGACAUGCGCCGCCUCCCACGUCGACGGCCUCGUCCUCGCCCUGUCCGCCUUCCACCACAGCUACAACUACCGAUCUGCCGUGCUCUUCGGCCACGCCACGCUCGUCGACGACCCCGAGGAAAAGCUGUACGCCAUGGAGCUCAUCACCAACUCGGUCGUCCCCGACCGCUGGGCCAACUCUCGUCUGCCGCCUACCAAUGCCGAGAUGCAGAGCACCAGCAUCCUCCGGGUCAGGAUUGCCUCGGGGAGCGCAAAGUUCCGCGACGGGGGCGUCACGGACGACAAGAAUGACCUGGGCAACGAGGAUGCCUUGAACUCGGUCUGGGCCGGCGUGGUGCCGGUGUAUUCAAUCCUGGGGGAGCCAGUUGCCGCGCCGCAUAAUCGUGUUGACUUGCCGGCGUACGCGAGGCAGUUUAUCGAUGACUUGAAUCAGGAUAACAGGGCGUAUAGCUUGGGCGCGGUGAAGGGGAGGUCUGAGGCCUAG